AUCGGAGAUGCUCUUAUUUGGAAGACGGACUGAUGUAAGUUUUAGAACUGAAAAAAUGGCUUUGCUCAAACUUUUUUUCUGGAACUUACGCCGUUUUUGAAUCUCUUGAUUUCUGAAUUCCCAAUUCCAAGCGAAAACCCUAGCAACCAAGAAGCAGGAUUCACCACACCACCAUAAAAGACUCCUCUUUUUUUCUUCUGCAACAUUUGGGGUUUUGACACUUCAUGCUCCCAGCCAUGGACAUCGACUCAAGACAUUGCGAAUUGGAUCCUUGAGUUCCUCCUCCGGCAGCCGCUCGAGGGCCGUACACUGACCUCCCUCCUCCGCGCUCUCCCCCUCGCAAACGACGAAACCGACCUGAAAAAGAUGAUCUUGCUGCGGAAAAUCGAGUUCGAGGUAUCGCAUAAUUCUGUCUCCGAAGGCAUUCUUGAUUUGCUCGAGCAGUUGGAGGAAUUGGAGUUUCGAAAUGGGAACGAGACGGUUUCCAACGCCAUGAAGCGCGCGUACUGCACCGUGGCCGUGGAAUGCACGGUGAAGCUCCUGGCGAAUGGAGGAGACAGGGAUAAUGCCGACAAGUUCAAAUUUUUUGAGGCCGUCAAGAGGGUUUGGAGGGGAAGAAUUGGGAGGAUGGAGAGGAUGGUGGAGAAAGGAGGAUUGGGGUCGGACGAGCUUUUGGUCUGGAAAGACGAGAUCGAGGCUGCUGUGUGGGAGGAUACCGCUUAUGAUGGUGUUGUAAAGAAGAGUGCUGGGGUUAAUGGGGUUGAAGCGGUUAGAGCUUAUUUGAGGGAGGAAAGAGAGAAAAUGGGUCCCUCAUUUCUCGAGCUUGUGGCUGAGGGUGUGAAGAAUGGUGAGGUUUUUCAGGGGGAUUUGGGCAUGGAAAAUGGUGGUCUGGUAGUAGCUGAGAAGGAGUUUCGUGUUGGUGAAGUAAGUAAUGUUGGCAAUGAGACGCAAAAGAAAAGAAUUAAACUCAGGGACAAGCUCGUUGGUUUGCGACAUUCUAGAGGAUUGCUUUCUCGCAGUUCAAGAGGAGCCAAAAUUGUUGAAUCUGAUGAGAAUAUAUCAGGGCCUUCCUACAGAAAUUACAAUUUGCCAUCGAGUGCAAAGAUUAAUAGAGUUCGAGAAGCCCUUGGGUCGAGUGCUUCCGAGCUCCACGCAGUUGUGAAGGAUCCUCUUCCGGAUGCAUUACAGUUUGCCGAAAGAAUCUCUGGUGACUCGAGAAAAGACAAAAAUCAUGAACCCAGUUCAGAAAAUAAUCUUUUUCGGUCCAAUCUGUUCAUUGUGGAUGGUGGUGGAGUUGUUCAAGGAACUAUCCCUAAUGUAAAUAAUGCACCUAAGCCGAGUUUGAUGGAACGGAACAGUACUGCGCAUACCUAUGAGUGGGAUGAAUCAAUUGAUGGAUCACAAGAAGACCUAGCUUCUAGAUACAGGCUUGUGUUAUAUAGCCCUAAAAUUAUAAACGUGUCACCUUUAGACAAAUACAAGGAUAAAAAGUUAAAGAGAAGGAGGAGAGGUCGAAAAUGGAGUCUUGCGGAGGAAGACACAUUGAGGACUGGAGUACAAAAGUAUGGCAAAGGAAACUGGAAGGUCAUCCUUACUGUGUACCGUGAGGAAUUUGACGGUAGAACUGAAGUUGAUUUGAAGGACAAGUGGAGGAACUUGAUGCGCCAUGGGUAAAAAUCGCAUGGCUUUUCUCGAAAGUAAAGGUAAAAUAUGUCCAGGAUGGGAUUCUUGAUGUGUAUAGUGUCCAAAUAGUAAAUGAUGAAAUGAAUUUUAUCAGUUGGAAUUUACUGAUACAUGUAGAUAUCAGUUUGGUAGUUGUUUAGGACUUUAGAGUUCAAAGCUCAUUGUGGGUAGUUUUUUUCUUAAUGGCUUGUGUUGUAUUGUAUCUCCUCUUUGUAAGUUUUCUGUGUAAUAAAUUUGUGAUUUUUGUCUUGUGUAACCAUCAAGUCCAAAUAAAGCCCCAAAUGCUAACAAUGAAAGAGCUGAGCUUCACAA
Messenger RNA from Striga asiatica, 1995 nucleotides. The record is from the annotation of a GenBank genome assembly. NCBI's taxonomy places the organism in Eukaryota, Viridiplantae, Streptophyta, Magnoliopsida, Lamiales, Orobanchaceae.